AUGAAACGAAAGAGAAAUUUUUUAACAGAAUCUGAGAAUGAACACCCUAUUUAUUAUGUUUUUAACUAUAUUUUUGAUCCACACACCUUUCAAAGAUGCUCGCUAGUCUGUAAAACCUGGAAAGAAGUUCUUGACGAGCAUCCUUUCUGGCGAAAGGUUGUGGAAGAUUGCGGUCUUAGAAUCCCAAAAAGACAUAAAGGCUACAAGUCAAUAUUCGUUAAAAACUACAUGAAGAUAUGCCCAUGUUAUAAAGGAUUGUUGAAAGAGCAUGAUUUUGUUUAUGUUGUAAACUUCAAAUUGCGCAUUUUGAGAGAGUAUUGUCUGUACAAAUUACGCUACAAAGUCUACAGAGACAACUAUGUUUAUCGUAAUCUUGUGAAUUUUGUAUUGGAAAAAAUCUUAAAUUUAAUCAAAAAAAGUGACAUGUCAACCCAUUGUACCUAUCUUUUAGAUUACGUUAGGGAUUUAAUUGAUCAAAUCGAUAAAAAACGCGGUAAAAUUGAGAAGUAUAAAAAAAUUUAUACCUUUGUCAAGAUUGAUUUUAUUAAGGUUAUUAAGCGUAAUUUGUAUUAUAUUAUCGAUGAAAAACCGUUAUAUAUUGAGAAGUUUGGGGGGUAUGUUAGGGAUUGGAAUUAUACAAUUGAUAAUUAUGCAGGGUAUAAAGAUUUGUAA
Messenger RNA from Dentiscutata erythropus, 672 nucleotides. The record is from the annotation of a GenBank genome assembly. Lineage: Eukaryota; Fungi; Glomeromycota; Glomeromycetes; Diversisporales; Gigasporaceae.